UGUAUAUUUUGUAAAUCAUAAGUGUAUUUGUACAUGUAUAUAAAUAAUAUAUAUAGAGUGUGAAAAAUGGAGUGAGUGGUUGAUGGUGGAAUCAGAAGAUUAAACGUAUCUCUAAUGGAAUAGAAGUAACGUAAAUCUUACUCGACGUAAUAUAUUUAGUUGUACGUGCAUGCAUACGCGAUGGUUGUAGGUACGAUUUUUUUAGUACAAGACUGCCCACUGUUCAGAUAAAGACGACACAUCAUAAACUUGUUAAUCAUAGCUAUAUAGAUGAGAGAGAAAACCCACUCCCACCAACCCUGCAGCAGCAGCCAGCAGCACCUAGCUCUUUCGUACACCAACGACAGUUAUACUCAUCCACGUUCUAAUCAAUUGAGCUAAGAAGUAAAGAUGUUUGGUUCAGUGCAAAUAAAGCAAGAGUAUAACAAUAUUGAAGAUAAAAACAACCAAAAUGUACGUAAUGAGCCAACAAGUAUUAACUACUCCGUCUUUAACAAUCAGAAUAUUGAAUAUGCGUAUUGGAACCAAGCUCUACAGGCUCAGAGUAAUCAUCAUCAUCAUGUUAAAGAAUUCUAUCAUAGAAAUGAUGGAACCUUUCAGCAAGAUGUAUCCAGGGUGAAUCAAACUUUACCCUUUCUUCGUUCCAACUACAUAAAUCAAUACCUAGAGCAGCAGCAGCAGCAACAACAACAUCAACAACUGCAACUACAGCAGCUGCAACAAUUACAUCAACAGCAGCAACAACAGCAGCAGCAGCAACAACAGCAGCAGCAGCAGCAGCAGGAACAGCCUCAGCAGCAGCAGCCACAACAACAACAACAACAACAACAACAACAACAAAUGCCACAUUCUUUUGUUGCGGCUUCAAAUGAUGAACAGACUGGGAGUGAAUUGUCUCCAACUAAUCAAACCAGUGAUUUGAGUAUAAAAAACAAACUUGUAGGAGUCAAAGAUCCAUCUGUUCAUAAUAACAAUGCUAUGAUUAAUCCUAUGUCACUGACAACAGCCGUCGCUAAAAGUAGCGAUGUUUAUAAGCCUGCAAAAUCGUCAAACGAUGGUAGUUCAGGAAAAAAAGUAAAAUGUCAGUGUGAAAUAUGUUUUAAAGAAUUUAAUCACAAAAGUAAUCUUUUUAUUCACAUGAGGACUCACAAUGGUGAAAGACCAUACAAAUGUAAGGAGUGUGAAAAGUGUUUCACUCAUAGCGGAAAUUUAGCUAUUCAUAUGAGAAUUCAUUCUGGAGAACGACCAUACGUUUGUCAAAUAUGUGGAAAAAUGUUUAGUCACAGCGGAAAUUUGUCAACUCACUUAAGAACACAUUCUGGUGUUAAACCAUAUAAAUGUAAUGUUUGUGCUAAAGAAUUUCGUCACAGUGGAAAUCUCUCGAUUCAUUCAAGAAUUCAUUCUGGUAUUAGACCUUAUCAGUGUAAAGUAUGUGGCAAAGAAUUUUAUCAUAGUGGAAAUUUAACUACACACAUGAAAAAACAUCCAGUCAUGGUUUCUCAUAAUGAAAAUCAAAGAAAAAACAAUGUUCCUCCUGGAUUGGUAACAACCUUCAGUGGAAAUAGUAUUGAUCAAAUGAAGCAGACCAACACUGUUUCCACUUUCAAUCCGGAAGAUAAUAAUCUUUCUUUAGGGUUAUCAGUUCCAAGUCAUGUACCCAAUUCAGAAGAUGUAGGUGAGAGUAGUAGUAAAACUAUAGAGGAAAAAGAAUUAAAUAAGAAGUAUGAAACAAGUUAAUGGAAUUAACUUAUGCUAUUAUAUUUACUAGCUAAUGUUUGUUACUAGUUACUUAUAUGUACAUAAUUUUUCAUAUACACUUUAAAAUAUGCAAAAACAACUUAGAAAAACUUUUUUUUUUUCUAUUACUUUAUCUACAAUUUUUUAGUAUUGAUGAAAUUACUCUUUGUAAAGUUUGAUUUAUUAAUAAAAGUAUAAUGCAUUGAAUUUUACUUUUUACAAAAAAUUGUUUGAACAAGUAAAAUUACAUAUGAAUUGUUGUUUUAUGGACAGUUGAAUUAUUUGCCUCAACUAAUAUGUCUUAUACGGUAUAUAACUAUAGGUAUAUACAUCCAAACGUAAAAUGUAAUUUUAAAAAAAUGUAUUCGUAAUGUAUUUUUAUCGCAAGGAGUUUAGAUAUAAAAUAUUUAUAAGGAAUGAAAUUAUAAAUAAAUGUCUACAUAUAUUUUGACGUAUAAUUUUUAGUGUUUUAGUUGUAAUUAAUCAAUUGCUGUUAACGUUCAAGCAACUUUAUUAACUUUCAUUAAAAGAAAGUUAAUUUUCAAAACUAAAACAGGUUUUUACAUUGUUAAAUUUUAUUUUACACUAAAAAAAUCGUAAUAAAAUGAUUAUAAAAAUUAAUUUUUUGUAAUGAAUGCAGGUGUGAAGUUAUGUAUAUGAAAAGUGAAACAUCAAAUAAUAAAAUAAUUCAGUUUUUUUUAUUCACAUUUUAUGAAGU
Messenger RNA from Copidosoma floridanum, 2455 nucleotides. RefSeq lists its product as uncharacterized. The record is from RefSeq and is a predicted model, not a curated record. NCBI's taxonomy places the organism in Eukaryota, Metazoa, Arthropoda, Insecta, Hymenoptera, Encyrtidae. Gene Ontology annotation, biological process: regulation of transcription by RNA polymerase II. Gene Ontology annotation, molecular function: RNA polymerase II cis-regulatory region sequence-specific DNA binding; DNA-binding transcription factor activity, RNA polymerase II-specific.